AUGUCAUCUAGCAGAAAACUAAGUAAAUACAAGCAGCAGGACAUAGAACAAGCUUUGGAAAUGGUUCGUCGGGGAGUUUUCGUCCGGUAUGCUGCUAAAGUUUACGGAAUUCCACAAUCAACUUUGAGAGACAAGAUUAACUAUAAGUAUCCGGGAAAUUCGUCGCCUGGGAAGUCACCAAUUCUUAGUCAGGAAGAGGAAGCUAAAAUAGAAAAGUGGGCCAUCUCUGUUGCUCGUGCAGGAUUUCCUGUAACUAAAAACCAACUCCGUGUAAGUGUCGCCCAGUAUCUAAAAAGGUCUAAAAAAGUAACACCGUUCGUUCGUUGGUGUACCCGGAAAAAGUGGAUGAUAUUAUUUUUAAAACGGCAUCCGAGUAUCAAGAUCUGCAAACCAAGUACGAUGGCCCGGUACAGAGCUACAGUGAAAGAGGAAGAUGUCAGAGAUUGGUUCGAAAAAAAUGAAAGUUUUUUGGAUUCAGAAGGUUUGAAACAGUUAUUGGAAUGCCCUGACAGAAUUUUCAACCUUGACAAAACUUCUUUUGAGUUAGUUGUUAGAAAAAGGAAAUGCCUGGGACCUAAAGGAAUGAAGCGAGUAUAUUCAGUGUUCGGAAACAAUGAAAAAGAGAGCUACACAGCUCUUUUUACGGCUAGUGCUGCCGGAACGUUGAUUCCACCGUUGAUACUCUUUCCAUACAAAUGCCGAAUUCCAUUUCACGUCAUCCGUAGUGUUCCACUCGAAUGGGGAAUCGGAAGAACAGAAUCGGGCUGGAUGACCAGUAACGCUUUUUUCGACUUUCUUAGGAACAUUUUUAAGCCGUGGCUUGUUAAAAACAACGUAGAACUUCCCAUUUUUCUUUUCGUGGACGGACAUAAGAGUCAUACCACCCUUCAAGUAGCCGACUUUUGCAAACAGGCUGGUAUAAUUCUUGUAUGUCUGUACCCUAACUCCACCCAUAUUACCCAACCGCUUGACGUAGGAUAUUUCGCGCCCUUAAAAAAACAAUGGGAAGAGCAGCUCUUGCGAUUUCGAUCGAAAAAUGGAAUGAGACCUAUUUCCAAAUCUGAAAUUUGCCCUCUUAUCGCUUCGACUUUGAAAAGUUUUGAAAAUAUAGUCAAUGUUAUCCAAAGUAGUUUCCGAGGUUCCGGCAUUUAUCCGUGGAUUCCUAAUGCAAUCAAAUUUUCAUCGCUCCCGUCUGCUGUUUAUACGCAGCCUGACAGUGUCAAGGAAACGGUGACGACCGAUAACGAACAGCCGUUUAUAGAACACAACUUCCUGGAAAAUUUUGAAACAUUCCUUACUGCAGAGCAGAAAGCAGAGUUUGAACGACAAAUAAAAUCGGACUCCUGGCAUGUACCACUAGAAGAUAAAAAUCUGUAUCAGGUAUGGCGGUACAUACGGGCAAAGUUACAUCCAGACCAACAGGACGAACGAAGCAGCUACAGCGAGGAUUUUCUAGGAUUCGACGAUGAAGAUAAAAAUACAACUGUUUUGGAAGGCGCUGACAUACCUACUCAACUUGAAGACACCAGUUAUACAAACACUUUGGCAGAUAAAAUAAAUACUGGGGAAGAAAAGGAUUUAGUUAUUGAUGCAAAGGAUUGUUUCGACGAAGUUUUCGUUAUGCCUGCUACUGAAAAUCGCGGGACACGAGCCAAAAUGGCCACAAGUCUACCGUCAGUAGCUACUAGUGAAGAGUUUAUGGCCUAUAUGGAUGCGAAAGAGAAAAAAAAGCAAGCUGCGGAGGAACUAAAGGUGAAAAAACGCAUAGAGAGACGAAAACGAAAGCUCGAUAAAGAGUCACUAAAAAAAGCUAAACGCACACAAACACUAAAGCGCAAAACACCAAAUAAAGAAGCUCAAUUUAAAAAGAAAACCACUGUAAAAUCAAGUCGUGAUAAUCAUCUGUAA
Messenger RNA from Wyeomyia smithii (pitcher-plant mosquito), 1908 nucleotides. RefSeq lists its product as uncharacterized. Gene Ontology annotation, cellular component: nucleus. The transcript has a single exon. The record is from RefSeq and is a predicted model, not a curated record. NCBI's taxonomy places the organism in Eukaryota, Metazoa, Arthropoda, Insecta, Diptera, Culicidae. The coding region runs from base 1 to 1908 and encodes 635 amino acids. Gene Ontology annotation, molecular function: DNA binding.